Molecule: messenger RNA, 14200 nt
Organism: Coregonus sp. 'balchen'
Lineage: Eukaryota; Metazoa; Chordata; Actinopteri; Salmoniformes; Salmonidae
Source: the annotation of a GenBank genome assembly
AUGUGUAGCCUGAGAAUGGCGCUGCUGUGUGUGGUUGUGGCCUUUGCCCUGACUCUGCAAGGCCCCUGCCCCAGUGUGUGUGCCCCUCAGGGGGGGCCGGAGCCAGACGAACAGCCCUAUGACCUGGAUGAAUUUGAUAUGAAUGGAGAGACAGACUGGGAAAACCUGGACCUCAAUGGAGAAAACUAUGACUAUGAAGACCUAGACCAAGAGGUGAGAAAGAGAGGAGGGGAGAGACUAUCAGAGGGUGAGAAAGAAGAGGAAGGAACGAGAGAGGAGAGGCAAGAUAAAGAGAGAAGAAAAUUAAGAGUGGACAAUAGGGGAGAGAGGAAUGGGUGUGAGAGGGAAGGGAAGGAAUAAUGGGUGUGGAAGAAGGGAAAGGAGAAAGAGUGGCUGAGAGAGGUGAAUUGGUCAAUCUACUAAUGUACUCUUCUCUGUGAGAGCAGAUCGAGGUGGGGACGGUGGCCCCCCCUGCUCCUGAGACCCCUCCCCCGGCCAACGUGCCCCCUCCUGAGUAUGAGGAGGAGGUGACCCUGCCCCCCAGGCCGAUCCCUCCCCUGGCUCCAGUAACUCUGGACUUCAAAGGACCAGGCCUGUUUGGACCUGACACUGGCCUGGGUGAGCCAUGUGUGAGUGUGUGUGUGUGUGUGUGCAUGCGUGCACGAAAUGUCAUCUCUCUCUGUGCAGGUAUACCUCCGUGUCUGCUGUGUGUAUAAUAAUAAUAAUAAUAAUAAUAAUAAUAAUAAUAAUAAUAAUAAUAUAUGCCAUUUAGCAGACAUUUUAUCCAAAGUGACUUACAGUCAUGCAUGCAUACCAGCGUGUGUGUGUGUAAUGUUCUCUCUGUCUCUGUGCAGGUAUGCCUACAUGUUUGCUGUGUGUGUGCAUCAGUGGAAGUGUGUAUUGUGAUGAUGCUGACCUGGAGCAGAUUCCUCCACUGCCUAAAGACACCACACAUUUCUACGGCCGCUUCAACAGUAUCAGACACGUCAAGAACACUGACUUCAUCAACCUCAGUAAGAUACAUGCACACACACAGGCACGGAGGCAUGCACACACACACACACACAAACACAAACACAUUUACGCAGCCAUGCACACAUGCACACAUUAAAUUGUGCAUAAGAGCAUUUUUAAAUUGUUAACCUCUAAGCCGUUGGGGUGGUGGGGGUGGGAGUUCUACUAAGCUAACAUGGAUUUGUUUUAAGAUGGUCCUACCCAAUGUUCUCUCUCAUUUUUUCGGCACUGAACAAAUUUCAGGUCUGCUGAGCGCAAACUUGAACAUUGUGAAAUUUCUGUUCAACUUCCCGCGGGUGUUUACUGUGAACACUGAGGAUGUACCCGCUUUAAGUUACAGGUUUAAUAGUGGCCAAGUCAGCUGCUGUGGCUAUUUGAUCAUUAUGUAGGCCUAACAGAGUGGCCUACCAUCAAAAACAAUGGAUAAAAAUGCAUCCCCUAACAUUUUAGCAUAGAAAUAGCUGUUCUAUCAUUCAGCCUACAGUAGCAGCAAAUGUGUGGUGUUCAAUGUAGGCCUACCAUGAGACUUUUGAAAAAAAACAUGCACGGCUUGAUAUUAACCUGUUUAUCCACUUGUCCUUCAGACAAGGCGGUGACUGAAAAUGUUGUGUUGUCUGAUGCAAGAAACCACUUUACAAAAUAAAAAUCAUUAUUAUUGCCAUACCAUUAUUACAGAGAAUCAGACAAAUUAUGUUACCCUCUGCCUAUUGGCUACUUAGCUUAUUUAAGACAGUCUCAAAAUACAACACUGCCCCUUUAAGAUAUAAAAGCUGUUUACCUGACUUGCCUGAUAUAAGAUAUAAAAGCUGUUUACCAAAGAUUUUGUGCUCUUGUAGGAAGCAACCACUCCUGCACUGUUGACUACAAAUGAGCUAUAACUGGGCUAAUAACUCACUAAAUAGCAAAUAAUAUAAACAAAUGUGCACAGGUGGCUACAUGCAGCUCUCGCUUUGAUCUCAAAACAAGUGCAUCUACUCUCGACCGCUCAUGCACAGAUCCAUACAGUGAGGGAAAAAAGUAUUUGAUCCCCUGCUGAUUUUGUACAUUUGCCAACUGACAAAGACAUGAUCAGUCUAUAAUUUUAAUGGUAGGUUUAUUUGAACAGUGAGAGACAGAAUAACAACAAAACAAAAAUGUUAUAAAUUGAUUUGCAUUUUAAUGAGGGAAAUAAGUAUUUGACCACUCUGCAAAACAUGACUUAGUACUUGGUGUCAAAACCCUUGUUGGCAAUCACAGAGGUCAGACGUUUCUUGUAGUUGGCCACCAGGUUUGCACACAUCUCAGGAGGGAUUUUGUCCCACUCCUCUUUGCAGAUCUUCUCCAAGUCAUUAAGGUUUUGAGCCUGACGUUUGGCAACUCGAACCUUCAGAUCCCUACACAGAUUUUCUAUGGGAUUAAGGUCUGGAGACUGGCUAGGCUACUCCAGGACCUUAAUGUGCUUCUUCUUGAGCCACUCCUUUGUUGCGUUGGCCGUGUGUUUUGGGUCAUUGUCAUGCUGGAAUACCCAUCCACGACCCAUUUUCAAUGCCCUGGCUGAGGGAAGGAUUUGACGGUACAUGGCCCCGUCCACCGUCCCUUUGAUGCGGUGAAGUUGUCCUGUCCCCUUAGCAUAAAAACACCCCCAAAGCAUAAUGUUUCCACCUCCAUGUUUGACGGUGGGGAUGGUGUUCUUGGGGUCAUAGGCAGCAUUCCUCCUCCUCCAAACACGGCGAGUUGAGUUGAUGCCUAAGAGCUCCAUUUUGGUCUCAUCUGACCACAAAACUUUCACCCAGUUCUCCUCUGAAUCAUUCAGAUGUUCAUUGGCAAACUUCAGACGGGCAUGUAUAUGUGCUUUCUUGAGCAGGGGGACCUUGCGGGCACUGCAGGAUUUCAGUCCUUCACGGCAUAGUGUGUUACCAAUUGUUUUCUUGGUGACUAUUGUCCCAGCUGCCUUGAGAUCAUUGACAAGAUCCUCCCGUGUAGUUCUGGGCUGAUUCCUCACCGUUCUCAUGAUCAUUGCAACUCCACGAGGUGAGAUCUUGCAUGGAGCCCCAGGCCGAGGGAGAUUGACAGUUAUUUUGUGUUUCUUCUAUUUGCGAAUAAUCACACCAACUGUUGUGACCUUCUCACCAAGCUGCUUGGCGAUGGUCUUGUAGCCCAUUCCAGCCUUGUGUAGGUCUACAAUCUUGUCCCUGACAUUCUUGGAGAGCUCUUUGGUCUUGGCCAUGGUGGAGAGUUUGGAAUCUGAUUGCUUCUGUGGACAGGUGUCUUUUAUAAAGGUAACUUAGAAAUAGGUGCAUUCACCUUAUAGCCAGUGGGAUAACCACUUUUGCAAAGUUAUUUUUUAUUUUUGUCUUUUUUGUUUAAUAUUUUUUAAUUAGUUUGUUAGUUAAUUCUUUUUUUUUUUUUUUUUUGUGGGGGGGGUGGGGUGUGGGUUGGAGUAAAGGAGGGGGGGUAGAAGGAUUACUUUAUCCUAUCCCAGGUAUUCCUUAAAGAGGUGGGGUUUCAAAUGUCUCCGGAAGGUGGUGAGUGACUCCGCUGUCCUGGCGUCGUGAGGGAGCUUGUUCCACCAUUGGGGUGCCAGAGCAGCGAACAGUUUUGACUGGGCUGAGCGGGAACUAUGCUUCCGCAGAGGUAGGGGAGCCAGCAGGCCAGAGGUGGAUGAACGCAGUGCCCUCGUUUGGGUGUAGGGACUGAUCAGAGCCUGAAGGUACGGAGGUGCCGUUCCCCUCAACUCCGUAGGCAAGCACCAUGGUCUUGUAGCAGAUGCGAGCUUCAACUGGAAGCCAGUGGAGUGUGCGGAGGAGCGGGGUGACAUGAGAGAACUUGGGAAGGUUGAACACCAGACGGGCUGCGGCAUUCUGGAUGAGUUGUAGGGGUUUAAUGGCACAGGCAGGGAGCCCAGCCAACAGCGAGUUGCAGUAAUCCUGAUGGGAGAUGACAAGUGCCUGGAUUAGGACCUGUGCCGCUUCCUGUGUAAGGCAGGGUCGUACUCUCCGAAUGUUGUAGAGCAUGAACCUACAGGAUCGGGUCACCGCCUUGAUGUUAGCGGAGAACGACAGGGUGUUGUCCAGGGUCACGCCAAGGCUCUUCGCACUCUGGGAGGAGGACACAACGGAGUUGUCAACCGUGAUGGCGAGAUCAUGAAACGGGCAGUCCUUCCCCGGGAGGAAGAGCAGCUCCGUCUUGCCGAGGUUCAGCUUGAGGUGGUGAUCCGUCAUCCAUACUGAUAUGUCUGCCAGACAUGCAGAGAUGCGAUUCGCCACCUGGUUAUCAGAAGGGGGAAAGGAGAAGAUUAGUUGUGUGUCGUCAGCGUAGCAAUGAUAGGAGAGGCCAUGUGAGGAUAUGACAGAGCCAAGUGACUUGGUGUAUAGCGAGAAUAGGAGAGGGCCUAGAACUGAGCCCUGGGGGACACCAGUGGUGACAGCACGUGGUGCGAAGACAGCUUCUCGCCACGCCACUUGGUAGGAGCGACCGGUCAGGUAGGACGCAAUCCAAGAGUGAGCAGCGCCGGAGAUGCCCAGCUCGGAGAGGGUGGAGAGGAGGAUCUGAUGGUUCACAGUAUCAAAGGCAGCAGACAGGUCUAGAAGGACAAGAGCAGAGGAGAGAGAGUUAGCUUUAGCAGUGCGGAGUGCCUCUGUGACACAGAGAAGAGCAGUCUCAGUUGAAUGACCAGUGUUGAAACCUGACUGGUUUGGAUCAAGAAGGUCAUUCUGAGAGAGAUAGCAAGAGAGUUGGCUAAAGACGGCACGCUCAAUAGUUUUGGAGAGAAAAUAAAGAAGGGAUACUGGUCUGUAGUUGUUGACAUCAGAGGGAUCGAGUGUUGGUUUUUUGAGAAGGGGUGCAACUCUCGCUCUCUUGAAGACGGAAGGGACAUAGCCAGCGGUCAAGGAUGAGUUGAUCAGCGAGGUGAGGUAAGGGAGAAGGUCACCGGAGAUGGUCUGGAGAAGAGAGGAGGGGAUGGGGUCAAGCGGGCAGGUUGUUGGGCGGCCUGCCGUCACAAGUCGCAAGAUUUUAUCUGGAGAGAGAGGGGGAGAAAGAAGUCAAAGCAUAGGGUAGGGCAGUGUGAGCAGGACCAGCAGUGUCAUUUGACUUAACAAACGAGGAUCGGAUGUCGUCAACCUUCUUUUCAAAAUGGUUGACGAAGUCAUCCACAGAGAGGGAGGAGGGGGGAGGGGGGGGGGGGGGGGGGGGAUUCAGCAGGGAGGAGAAUGUGGCAAAGAGCUUCCUAGGGUUAGAGGCGGAUGCUUGGAAUUUAGAGUGGUAGAAAGUGGCCUUAGCAGCAGAAACAGAUGAAGAAAAUGUAGAGAGGAGGGAGUGAAAAGAUGCCAGGUCUGCAGGGAGUCUAGUUUUCUUCCAUUUCCGCUCAGCUGCCCGGAGCUCUGUUCUGUGAGCUCGCAAUGAGUCAUCAAGCCACGGAGCUGGAGGGGAGGACCGAGCCGGCCGUGAGGAUAGGGGACAUAGAGAGUCAAAGGAUGCAGAAAGGGAGGAGAGGAGGGUUGAGGAGGCAGAAUCAGGAGAUUGGAGGGAGAAGGAUUGAGCAGAGGGAAGAGAUGAUAGGAUGGAAGAGGAGAGAGUAGCGGGAGAGAGAGAGCGAAGGUUGCGACGGCGCAUUACCAUCUGUGUAGGGGCAGAGUGAGAAGUGUUGGAGGAGAGGGAGAGAGAAAAGGAUACAAAGUAGUGGUCGGAGACUUGGAGGGGAGUUGCAGUGAGAUUAGUAGAUUACCUGUAGCUAGUAGAUUACCUCAGCUCAUUACCUGUAUAAAAGACACCUGGGAGCCAGAAAUCUUUCUGAUUGAGAGGGGGUCAAAUACUUAUUUCCCUCAUUAAAUGCAAAUCAAUUUAUACAAUUUUUGACGUGUUUUUCUGGAUUUUUUUGUAGUUAUUCUGUCUCUCACUGUUCAAAUAAACCUACCAUUAAAAUUAUAGAUUGAUCAUUUCUUUGUCAGUGGGCAAACGUACAAAAUCAGCAGGGGAUCAAAUACUUUUUUCCCUCACUGUAUAUGGCAAUGGUUAUUUGCAUAUAGGCCAACUGCUUCUCUGAUUGGUUAUGGCGCACUGGUCUGUGUAGAGUAGAUCCCUGAGUCCUGCAUGUCAAUGCAAUAGAAUCCUACUCCAAUGCGCUCUGCCUACAAAAAAAGAUCUUGCACAGUUAGUUUUGCAUACUAAGUCUUGCAUAGUUCAUUUUGUUUCGGUAUGUUACAUUGAAAGUGGCUAAUAUUUGGUUUAUUUAUGUUUUAUUUUCCGUGAAAGCAGACUCCCGAAAUAAACAUCCAGCUUUCUAAAAUAAUAUUGCAGCCUUCUACAAAUUGACAUCUAACCAGCCAUAUAUUGAUUAUUCCAAGUUUCUGUGUGGUCUUUGUCUAAUGUAUGUUUACCCAAUACAUGUUUAACCAAUACAUGUUUAACCAGUACCAUAUUAGAAUGUUCAUACAGCCAGACUGCAAGCGCACGUCCUAAGAAAUAAUUGCUGAGCGAAAUUUGUUUCCUACCACUUAUUUUCUGCGAUCUUGCAUUUAUAUAGCAGCAUCUUACAUGACAUAUUCAGUGCCUUCGGAAAGUAUUCAGACCCCUUGACUUUUCCCACAUUUUUUAAACGUUACAGCCUUUUUCUAAAAUGGAUUAAAUAUAAAAAAAUCUCUGCGAUCUACACACAAUACCCCACAAUGACAAAGUGAAAACAGGUUUUUAAAUGUUUGCACAUUUAUUCCAAAAAAAAAACAGAAAUACCUUAUUUACAUAAGUAUUCAGACCCUUUGCUAUGAGACUCGAAAUUGAGCUCAGGUGCAUCCUGUUUCCAUUGAUCAUCCUUGAGAUGUUUCUACAACUUGAUUAGAGUCCACCUGUGGUAAAUUCAAUUGAUUGGACAUGAUUUGGAAAGGCACACACCUGUCUAUAUAAGGUCCCACAGUUGACAGUGCAUAUCAGAGCAAAAACCAAGCCAUGAGGUCGAAGGAAUUGUCUGUAGAGCUCCGAGACAGGAUUGUGUCGAGGCACAGAUCUGGGGAAAAGUACCAAAAAAUGUCCCCAAGCAUUGAAGGUCCCCAAGAACACAGUGGCCUCCAUCAUUCUUAAAUGGAAGAAGUUUGGAACCACCAAGACUCUUCCUAGAGCUGGCCGCCCGCAAUCAAGGGAGAAGGGCCUUGGUCAGGGAGUUGACCAAGAACCCGAUGGUCACUCUGGCAGAGCUCCAGAGUUCCUCUGUGGAGAUGGGAGAACCUCCAAGAAGGACAACCAUCUCUGCAGCACUCCACCAAUCAGGCCUUUAUGGUAGAGUGGCCAGACGGAAGCAACUCCUCAGUAAAAGGCACAUGACAGCCUCCUUGGAGUUUGCCAAAAGUCACCUAAAGACUCUCAGACCAAUGGAAACAAGAUUCUCUGGUCUGAUGAAAUCAAGAUUGAACUCUUUGGCCUGAAUGCCAAGCGUCACGUCUGGAUGAAACCUGGCACCAUCCCUACGGUGAAGCAUGGUGGUGGCAGCAUCAUGCUGUGCGGAUGUUUUUCAGCAGCAGGGACUGGGAGAAUAUUCAGGAUCGAGGCAAAGAUGAACGGAGCAAAGUACAGAGAUCCUUGAUGAAAACCUGCUCCAGAGCUCUCAGGACCUCAGACUGGGGCGAAGGUUCACCUUACAACAGGACAACGACCCUAAGCACACAGCCAAGACAACGCAGAAGUGGCUUCAGGACAAGUCUCUGAACGUCCUUGAGUGCAGUGGUGACCCAUCAUUCAGGGCAGGUGGGGCAUAAAAUAACAGGGGUUUGCCUGUUUAGCAUGUUAUUUUGGCAUUAAUACGUGUGACAUAUCAGUUUGCAAACAGUGUAAAAAAUAAAUAUUCAUUGAGUUAAUAAAGCCGCAUACAAAAAUGCGUUCUUGAGUAAGGCAGCUCCAAAAUGCAGGUGUUUCAGCCUAGCUCAGUACUUUCUGUGGUGGUGGUGGGGCAGCAUGCGGAAAAUACGGAGCGUAGGGUUUGGGAAUGAUCUCUAGUUGCGCCGUGAUUGACUUAGUGUUCUGUCACUCAUGGGGACACUACGUCACCGCCAAGUCUAAGGGUAGAGCUAGAAAAUUCAAGCCCCUUGGGUGCUGCCAUAGAGUUACAUUAAAGUGCCCAUCCAAGAAGGCUCAAGUUCAUUUGCCACAGAUAAAAUGACGUCAAAGCACGUUAUAUCUAGCUUUGAUUGGACUGAUCAUGUCAAUGUCAUACUUUCAAAAUCUUAGCUAGCAGUCAUCAUCAUGAAUCAAGUCGACAAUCUACUGGCAAAUCCUUUUUAAUUCUUGUCAUAUGAAGAGAAAUAAUGAAGAGAAAUGAAUGGCUAAUCGGCCAUUGGACAUAAACAUUACACAACAAGUUGGAAAUGGCAAAUUCAAAAAUGAGGGGUUUGGAAGGAAUCAGUGGCUAACUGCAAGCAUUGCAAAGCAAUCACUAGCCUGCUAUUCAGCGCGUGGCUGUGUGGUCCCAAGUCUGGGAUUAAGGGUCUCUUUUCCAAGCUUAAAAUUAUAAACAUUCAACAUUGGCCAUGCUGUCAAUGAAGCACGAUUUGUGCCGAGCUCAAAACAACUGUUAACUCGAAAUCUGACUUCAGUGAGUUCAAGACAACUGGGAACUCGGGAAAAAACGAGCUCAGACUGGGAAAAUACGUUUUGAACGGUCAUCAAACUCGGAAAUGUAAAUCGGGAACUCGGGCCUCUUUCAUCAUCAUUCAAUCUUGUUUUUUUCCGAGUUCCCAGUUGUCUUGAAAGCACCAUAAAUCCAGAGAAUGCCAGACUUUGAUGACAAAGUUUGAUGACAAAAUCUGCCCACGAAGGACCACCGUGCCACCUUCCUGUUCAAGUGAGCACAGCACAACAAGGUGAGUCCAAACAUAUAUUGUAUGCUGCUGCAUAAAUGAUGUAAUAAGCCAGGGAGAUAUGUAUACUGUAGCUAAGAAUGUAAUACUAAGUGUAUGUUGUGUAGUAAGCUGUUAGUAGCCCAUGUGCCUCACCCUAAUAAUUUGGUAUAUUUUCCCCUCCCAAUUUCGCCUACUGUUCUGACUUGGUGGUGCACAUGUAGCCUAUAACCUGUUUUGGAGAAAUGUAAUCUUGUAAGAGCUUUCAUUGUCUGCUUAUAUGCCCCCUUUAUUUAUCCUACGGUUCUGACUUGACGUACAGGGAGAACACUGUAAGAACAUCCGCUUGUCGUCCCUUUAGUUUGUACAUCUCAAUUGUCAGUAGAAACCAUAUUUGUUUAAGCAAGUCAGCCAUAUCAGCUAUGUUUUUUUUAAAGGCAGUAAAUGAGGCUGAAUGAACUGUUUUGCUGCCAGACAAGGCUCCGCUGAUAGCAAUGUGUAGCAGUGGUAAGGUGUUGGGACUGCUGUUGGGACUCUGCUGCUGCGACAGCUUUAUGUAAGCCCUAACAGUUUGGUGGGCACCAUUUGUCACUGUUAUAGUGCGAUUAAUGUAUUGUUUAGUGUUGUGUUGUGGCUUUGCUGGCAUGCAUCCCAUAAUUUUGUUUUUGGGCCCCACCAAGAUUGACAUGCUAAAAUCACCGCUGUGUCACACCCUGAUCUGUUUCACCUGUCUUGUGCUUGUCUCCACCCCCCACCAGGUGUCUCCCAUUUUCACCAUUAUCCCCAGUGUAUUUAUACCUGCGUUUUCUGUUUGUCUGUUGCCAGUUCAUCUUUUCUUGCCACGUCUUAUCAGCGUGUUUUCCAGUCUCUCCAGUUUCUGUUUUCUAGUUCUCCCGGUACUGACCUUUCUGCCUGCCGUGACCCUGAGCCUGCCAGCCGUUCUGUACCUGCUUGAUUCUGACCUGGUUUAUGAAGUUCUGCCUCUCCUGACCAUGAGCCUGUCUGCCGUCCUGUACCUGUCGGACCGCUGUUCUAGGUUACGACCUCUGACUGGCCCUCCGACCCUGCCCUUUGCCUUGUGCCCCCGCCCCGUAGUUAUUUAUAAAUUAUCUGAGAACUGAACCAUCCCGCUUCCUGUGGUCUGCAUCUGGGUCUUAUCCGGAGUCCGUGAUAGUACGACAUUGGCCAUGGACUGACCAGCCAGACUUAGACCAGCUCCGCAACGCUGUCUCCUUCCAAGGAGCCGCAAUUGGAAGACAUGAGGAAUUACUUCAAAACCUUAUGGAAGGACUCCAGACCUUGGUGGGAUGCCAUGACCAUAAUUUCACUGUGUUGCUGAAGCAAUUCUGCGGAUUACCUACCAGUCAGCAAGCCACAACAGUAACCCACCAGACUUUCAGUUACCCCGCUACCAGUGGCGCUUCUUCCCAGCCUACCCCGCUUACCUCCUCCGGAGCACUACGCUGGAGAUCCAGCGAUAGCCCUAUUUGGUAAAAGACCAAGUCCAUAUUAUGGCAAGAACAGUUCAAAUAAGCAAAGAGAAACGACAGUCCAUCAUUACUUUAAGACAUGAAGGUAAGUCAAUACGGAAAAUCUCAAGAACUUUGAAAGUUUCUUCAAGUGCAGUUGCAAAAACGAUCAAGCGCUAUGACGAACCUGGCUCUCAUGAGGACCGCCACAGGAAUGGAAGACCCAGAGUUACCACUGCUGCAGAGGAUAAGUUCAUUAGAGUUACCAGCCUCAAAAAUUGCAGCCCAAAUAAAUGCUUCACAGAGUUAAAGUAACAGACACAUCUCAGCACCAACUGUUCAAAGGGGACCGUGUGAAUCAGGCCUUCAUGGUCGAAUUGAUGCAAAGAAACAACUACUAAAGGACACCAAUAAGAAGAAGAGACUUGCUUGGCCCAAGAAACACGAGCAAUGGACAUUAGACCGGUGGAAAUUUGUCUGGAGUCCAAAUUUGAGAUUUUUGGUUCCAACCGCCGUGUCUUUGUGAGGCGCGGUGUGGAUGAACGGACGAUCUCCGCAUGUGUAUUUCCCUCCUGAAAGCAUGGAGGAGGAGGUGUUAUGGUAUGGGGGUGCGUUGCUGGUGACACUGUGAUUUAUUUAGAAUUCAAGGCACACUUAACCAGCAUGGCUACCCCAGCAUUCUGCAGCGAUACACCAUCCCAUCUGGUUUGGGCUUAGUGGGACUAUCAUUUGUUUUUCAACAGGACAAUGACCCAACACACCUCCAGGCUGUGUAAGGCCUAUUUUACCAAGAAGGAGAGUGAUGGAGUGCUGCAUCAGAUGACCUGGCCUCCACAAUCCCCUGACCUCAACCAAAUUGAGAUGGUUUGGGAUGAGUCGGACCACAGAGUGAAGGAAAAGCUGCCAACAAGUGCUCAUCAUAUGUGGGAACCAUGUCAAGACUGUUGUAAAAGCAUUCCAUGUGAAGCUGGUUGAGAGAAUGCCAAGAGUGUGCAAAGCUGUCAAGGCAAAGGGUGGCUAUUUGAAGAAUUUUUAAUAUCAAAUAUAUUUUUAUUUGUUUAACACUUUUUGGUUACUACAUGAUUCCAUAUGUGUUAUUUCAUAGUUUUGUUGUCUUCACUAUUAUUCUACAAUGUAGAAAAUAGUAAAAAUAAAGAAAAACCCUUGAAUGAGUAGGUGUUCUAAAACAUUAUACCGGUAGUGUAUAUACACAUCUGGACAUGUACAUAGUGAACUCGUACAGAUUGUAAAUAUGAAAAUAGAAUACAGUUUUAAUUACUUGACCUACCGCUUCCAUGUCAAUAUCAGACUGGGAAGAAUUUACAUUUGUGAUCUCCUCCUGCAAGCGUAGCCAAUUACGUUACACCUUAUUGACAUCUGACUUGAACCAAUCAAUUAGAAUACAUAAACAUUGAAUACAUAUCUCUGCAGUGGAAAGUGGAAACAUAACCAGCCUUGUUACAGAAGCAACUUUGGAUUGAUUUAGGCAGGAAACUCCAAGUAAGUGUCAGGAAUUUUCAAACAUAUAGUUGGGAGAGCUUAUUUGCAGCAAAGGUAAAGGAAUCAAAGCAAAAAAAAGGCAGUGAAAACAGGACAGACUACACAACUAUUGAUUCAACAGAGGCUUCAAAACAGCGAUAUGUGUGACAUUAUAGAAUAUUUUGUGAAGGAAAUACUACCUGCAAAUUUCUUAGCCAAUGAUCUCAUCCACAUUCAAAGUUUAUGCUCUCAAAAUUGCAGUCAGUGCAAGGAUGCCAUGUAUAGCCAGGGUAAAAAACAAAUAGUUGAAGUCAUAUUUCAGAAGUGUUAAGUUUUUUCUCUUCAACCCAAUAAGUAGCACAUAUACAGUUGAUUGUAUUGCAAUGACUGGAGUGGGUGGAGUAAGGAGUCACCAACACUCUGUAUUAAACCCGUUGCCCAGCAUAAGAGACCAAUUUAAGUUUUGCUUUUAUUGAGAAAUUCCAAAAACAUAUUUUUGUAUUUUAUUACAAGUGUAUUUUUUUUAAUAUAGCUUUCAACAUACUAGUGUUUGUGUAAAUGUUUAACAUAAAUAAUUGAUGAUAUGAAUAACACAAUAUUACAAAUAAAAUAUAUCAAAUUAUCAAUUUAUUAAGGUGGUAGCAAUGCUGUGAAAAACAGAUGUACUGCACUAGAGCAGAGUUUACCAAACUCGGUCCUGAAUGGGCAAGACAAAACAUUUAAGUGCCUUUGAACGGGGUAUCGUAGCAGAUGCCAGGCGUACCGUUUUUUGUCAAGAACUUCAACGCUGCUGGGUUUUUCACACUCAACAGUUCCCGUGUGUAUCAAGAAUGGUCUACCACCCAAAGGACAUCCAGCCAACUUGACACAACUGUGGGAAGCAUUGGAGUCAACAUGGGCCAGCAUCCCUGUGGAUGGUUUCGACACCUUGUAGAGUCCAUGCCCUGACGAACUGAGGGAAUAAUAGGUGUUCCUAAUGUUUUGUAUACUCAGUGUACGCUCAAGGAAUCUGAGGAGCAACUUCAUACAAUACUGUACAAAAAUACAAUUAUUGACAGCUCAAAUCUUAUCACACAAAAUCAGCUAUUGGCCUGACAUGGACCUGUCAUUCAUAGCCAGCACAUGCUCCUUCACCAAAAGAGCUCCCCACACAGGGUCCACGAUCAACUUGCCGACUAAACCCAAAGACACACCAAGAUCCUCAAAUACAGCCUCAACUAACCAGUGAACUGCAAACGAUCACUGUACAAAUAGUACAGACAAGCAGCGUUGUGAAAAGGGGGGGGGUUUUACUAAACUAUAUGGAAUUGUUUUAAGAAGGUCAUCAAGGCCCUCAAACUCAACUCUGGACCUUGUAGCCAGUUUUUUCAUUGUUCCCCUCUAAUCAGGGACUGAUUUAGAACUGGGACACCAGGUGUGUGCAAUUAAUUAUCAGGUAGAACAGAAAACCAGCAGGCUCCGGACCUGGUAGGGUAAGAGCUGAGUACCCCUGCUGUAGGCUAUCUUUUGCCAUGUGCUCAUGUGUAGAAUGGGAACACUGGUUAAUCUUGGAAAAAGUUAUAUUUUGAAAUAGAGCUCAUCUCUUCACGUUUGAGAGUUAUUUGGCAAUGGUAAGUAUUUUGGAAACCUCAUCAUCUGAUCUUUCUGAUACUAUAUAUAGAAAUCAAAUAUAUAGAAAUCAAAACUUCUUACCUGCAUGUGACUCUGUAAGAGGAUUUGAAAAAGUCACCUUUUGUCACUAAGGGAAAAUAAUGUCCUCAUAAAACUGCUUAUAACACAGAUUAUGUUCGUUAUAUCGAAAUUUUAACAUACAUGUGUUAAUUAGACUUAUUUAGGAAAAUGCAAGGGGGGGGGGGGGGCAUGUGUGUGGGGGGCAUAAUGCAAGUAAUGCAAAAGCAACUGAAAGUAAUCAGUUUAUGUUACGGAGUUUGGGUAAUCCAAAAAUUAUGUUACUGAUUACAAUUUUGAACAGGUAACUAGUAACUGUAACAGAUUACAUUUAGAAAGUAACCUACCCAACACUGUGUGUGAUACAGUAUAUGUUCACCUCACCCCCCUGGUCUGUGCAUUCCAGACAAGCUGAAGAGCAUCGACCUCACAGGGAACCAGAUCUCUGGGGUGGAUGAAGAUGCGUUCCGCCUCCUGCCACAGCUCCAGAACAUCCUAUUGGCUGAUAACAACCUGCAGGCGCUGCCAGAGCUCCCGCCCACCCUCAGAUACAUCGAUGUGCGCAACAACAGACUGAUCAGCAAUGGACUACACACAGAGGGGUUCAAGGUGCACACACACACAUACGUACACACAUACACGCAAGCGCGCACACACACACACACUAGCUAUAAUUGUGAUGAAUUAUUUGAAGUAAAUGCCAGAAGGCAUUCCUUGUUACCACAUAAUUGAACAGUAAAUAGUUCAAUGAGUUCAAAAAGUACUUGA